AUGUCUGAACGACAGAAGAAACCGGUCCCGGUCCCCAGACUCUUGAGAACCAGAGUCGGGUUCAGCCAUCAGAGCUUUGACCCGGUGACUAUAGAAGCAUCCGAUCAGGUGAACCCCCCCCCCCCCCCCCAUGUGCCCACAGCCAGCCCCCACGCCCCCCCCUCCGGCCUCCACUUCUCCUCCCCCAUCCUGCAGCAGCCCGCCUCCUACUUCUCCCACCCGGCCAUCCGCUACCACCCACAGGAGACGCUCAAGGAGUUCGUCCAGCUGGUGUGUCCUGACUCCGCCCAGCAGGCCGGACAGGUGGGCCUCCUCAAUCCCAGCAGCAGCUCCCAGACGAAGGUCCACAACCCGUUCCUGCCGACGCCCAUGCUGCCCCCCCCGCCGCCCCCUCCGAUGGCCCGGCCCGUCCCGCUGCCCGUCGACACCAAGCCCCCCCCCACCUCGUCCACAGAGGGGGGUGGCAACUCCCCUUCCUCCCCCAGUGAGUAACACGAGCCCAUCGGA
Molecule: messenger RNA, 507 nt
Organism: Xiphophorus hellerii (green swordtail)
Lineage: Eukaryota; Metazoa; Chordata; Actinopteri; Cyprinodontiformes; Poeciliidae
Product: nuclear factor 1 A-type-like
Exons: 4
Coding region: 1-492 (163 amino acids)
Biological process (GO): regulation of transcription by RNA polymerase II
Cellular component (GO): nucleus
Molecular function (GO): DNA-binding transcription factor activity, RNA polymerase II-specific; RNA polymerase II cis-regulatory region sequence-specific DNA binding
Source: RefSeq, a predicted model, not a curated record